This is a messenger RNA of Linum trigynum, 10893 nucleotides long. The record is from the annotation of a GenBank genome assembly. NCBI's taxonomy places the organism in Eukaryota, Viridiplantae, Streptophyta, Magnoliopsida, Malpighiales, Linaceae.
ACAUCAGCAUCUUAUAUCUCAUAUACAGAAGCGGAGCUACACUCAAGCUAGGCUGGGCCCAGCCCCCCCGGGAUUGGUCCCGGCCUCUAAGAUCGUAAGGAUAUUUAGUACAUAUUUUAUAAUUAGAACUUGUUCCAUAAAUUUUAUUGUGUAAUACCCAUGUGACCUAAUAUAUAGUAGCCAAACUUGACUCGUGUUUGUUUAAUUAUUUUCGACCCCUCGGUCUCGAAAUCCUGACUCCGCCGCAGCUCAUAUACACACCGUAAACAAUUCGAUCGCCUCACAAAAUUUAUUCACUAUCGACAUUGUCUUCUUGUAUUCAUUUGAAACAAUCGGUCAUAAGAAAGAACAUCCAACUUCUUGUUUUUUUCAAGCCUUAUUCCUCUGCUAACUUACAGCUAAAACAAACAAAUAUGACAAGAAUUUGAUAAAUAAACCGGUAAAAGGGGAGAAAAGAAAAGAGAAGACUUAAUAAUAUAUAUGAGUAUAAUAAAUAAAAAAGAAAACGAUCGACAACCAAUGAGGAGACAUGGAAUAAGUAUAACGGCUUCCCGGCGACCGGCGAAGUAUAAGUUUAUAGUUUAAACGACUCGAAGGAUCAGAAACGACGGCCGGAAGACAGCACAUCGCCAUGGAUAUACCACAAAUCCUGGAGAAUAUAAGAGAGAAUAAUGCUUUGGGUAUAUGGAUAAAACUGGCCUUUUGAUUACAUUGUAUUGGAGCUAAUUGUGACCCCUCAACUUUGUGGCAUUUUUUAAAUUUGAUCAUUUUCAUUGAAUUUGACAGAUUUUUUCUUAUAUGAUGUGAUCCAGUUUAAUCCGCAAAUUAUAGUUGAAUUGGCAUUUUCGUGUUCUCGAUCUAUAAAAGCGAUCAUGUUGAUUUUCUCAAAUCGUGUUAUGUUGGUAAUAUAUAAUAACUCGAGUUACUAAAAAAAUUGAAAAUAAUGAAUAAUCUACACAUUCCCUUACACUCUUUCUGCACAUAUCGCGGCAUACGAUGUGCUUAACUACGUAAUCCUUUGAUCUUUGGAGCCGUCAGAAUUUUAAUACGGGAUUCCUUAAAUAAAAAUAAUUUAUCCCCAAUAACUUAACCGGUUGAGAGAGAUUCAAUAAAUGUGUGUAUCAUUUCAUUACAUGAGGCGCUUAUUGUAACGUUCGACAUGUUUACUAAAAAGGUGACAACCAAUUUCAAAUUGAAGAGAUGCAUAUAUCAACAAGAGUCCUAACUAGUUGUGUUACUACACAAUGAUAAAAAGGUGUACCGGAUCAUGAGAAUAUCAAACUUAUGGAUGUGAAGAUAGUCUUAAUAAGUGUAUAUUGAUAAAUAGUUUCUAGAAAAUAGAAGGCGACCAACAAUCUAUAUUCGUUAGCCUAAUUUCAAUAAUAAUUAGUUGUAAACACUAUUUUUUUUUUCCGUGGAGGUAAACACUAAUUAUUAGUCAAACCUUUCAUGCAUUCUUUUUAUUAGUCAAAUUUAUUGAAUUACUAAUAAUUAGUAAAAUGUUAGCUUUCAGUUAGCAACUUUGUUAGUAAUGUUGAAUUUGUAUAGAGAUCAACAUUCCAAAAUUUUAAUAUUUUGACUAAGAAAAAAGUUAUAAAAUUAUUAGUUGUAACAUAAAAAUGACUCAUAUUUUUUUAUUUUAUAAAAAUGACUAAUAUUUUUAUGCAUUACAAAAGACUUGACUAAUUAUUAGUAAUUUAAUAGGUUGACUAAUAAAAAAGAAUGCAAAAAAGUUUUGGCUAAUAAUUAGUAUUUAUCCCAAUAAUUACUUAUGGUUAACCUGAGUCACAUUAACAAAGACCUAUAUAUAAGCUGAUUUUUCAUUUUGAUUAGUAUGAUUGGUUGAAUAGUGUAACUUUCCCUAACAUAAACCCCCUUUUCCUCUCACAGAAAAAAACUCGAAUCAGUUUUGUAAGUUUGUUUUUGAUAAACCCAUUGCUUGUAAUAAAAAAAACUUCCAAUCAUUAAUAUUGUAUUAUGUAACCUUUAAGCCUCCAGUUACAUAUAAAAAGAAAUAAAACAUAAAAAAAGAACAAAAUCUACCCUAUAUAAAUAUAUCAUCCUAUUUGCCAAAAAAAAAAGUCAAUGCCUAACAAUUCUUGCUAAUCAAGUUGAACUGAAUAUCGUGCCAACGUCCUUGCCUCAUCAUUAAAAAACUCGACAACAUGACCCUUUUGCGUAACAAUCAAUUGAGCGCUUACCAAACCAAACACCCACAUCUUCCAACAACAUGAUCUCUUGAGACUCUUUUGAAUAACAACAUAAUCAUAUCUUUCUUUCUUCUUACUUUCACCCACUUCACAUAAAUUACUUUACCCAUUUUAUUAGAGUAUGAGCAGCACAGGUAGUAUUGUUAUCAUAACAGUACCCACUAGUGAGCUCAGCCACUAGUAUUGUUACACAUAAAUUAUAUAAUUUUCACAUUAGUGUUAUUGUUAUUUUAAAAGACGGUCAUUGAACAUAAUAAUUUGUAACUUCAAUAAUAAGAGACUAACAAUUUCCACCGUAUUCUAAUUUAUCAAAAUGAUACGAGAGCCUAGUUCCCGCCAAGAAAGAAUCUCUCCGCGACUCAUCCACUCUACAUUGGACCUCGACAUUGAACUGCGGUGGAAUAAUACCCUGUCAUAAAUAUGCUUUUAUGCUUAAUUACCGUGGAGGCGUAAUUACCAAAGGACUCUCGAUCGAGACCUCCGCUGAGAGAGCAUUUUUUCUUUCAUUUUUGGCUCUGUCGUCUUCCCCGUUGGAUCUCUUCAGUCUUUGCAGUUUAAAUACCCACAAGUGAGCUCAGCCAGAUCUUCAUUCAAUCACUCAGAAAAUGGAUCGGCUUUAACUUUCUUUUCCCCCUCACUGGAACUCCCGCCAUCUGGCAGCAGCCCGUUUCACCGUCUCCCCUCAACCCCAACAGAGGAAAAAGGUAAGCAGGAAAUCGACCCACCAGCCAUUUUUAUAAAUUUCAUCAGGUUUCACUGUUCCUGCCGGUUGUUUUCCCCCCAUUUACUGAAUAGACAAAACUAGUGGAGGGGAUUAUAAAAUUGCAUAAGCAGGCUGCAGGCGGGAAUUACAUCACAUUGUGUUUUUCCCCCUGAUAAAAAUACUCUGUUUCUCCAUCUCUCUGUUUUACCAUCCCCUGAAACCAUUUUCUCCUUCCCCUGUAUCUACGGUUUAAUUUGGUUUCCGUUAGUAGAUGUGAUAGUAACAAUGGAAUUACAGGAAUCGGAGGCAGAGAGAUUUCAGCCUUUCAGGGCAUUGGAUUAGGAAAAUAACGGAAACAGAGGAGAAAAGAAAGAAAUGGACCCGACCGUUCCAAUUGACGAUCAGUUCUCCAAGCUGCAUCCUUCUCUGCCUGUGAGCACCAGGUUCUGCAUAAUAGGAGCCGGACCGAGCGGCGUUUCGGCGGCGUAUGCACUCACCAAGAUUGGAUACAGAAAUGUAACCGUACUUGAGAAGCAUCACACCGUUGGUGGGCUGUGUGAAUCUGUGGAUAUCGAAGGGAGGGUUUAUGAUCUGGGCGGUCAAGUUCUCGCUAAGAACAGCGCGCCGGUUAUAUUCCACUUGGCGAAAGAAGCUGGAGCUGAAUUGGAAGAAAUGGACUCUCAUAAGCUUGCUUUGAUUGAUAGCUCUACUGGGAAGUAUCAGGACAACAAGGUUGCUGAUGACUAUGUCUCUGUAAUUACCCUCACAUUGGAACUCCAGGAUAAGGCCAAGGCUUCAGGAAAGAUUGGGGUUCAUGCUGUGAGCGAGCUAGCGUCAGAUUUAACUCCGGCGUACCUGGAAUCCCACGGCUUGAAAUCUGUUCCCAAAUCCGUUGCCUAUGGAUACACAGCUUCUGGGUACGGGUUUGUUCAGGACAUGCCGUAUGCUUACAUUCACGAGUUCACCAGAACAUCCAUGGCGGGGAAGAUCAGAAGGUUCAGAGAUGGGUACACUAGUCUGUGGAAGAAGCUGAGUGAGUCCCUGCCGAUUGAUCUCCGUUGCCAGAGCGAAGUGCAGGCGGUUCGCCGCGAUUCUGAUGGGGUUAGGGUUGAUGUGAAGAGGAAUGAUGGUGGAGGAGUUGAAACCUUGGAGUUUGACAAGAUCGUGAUCUCUGGCUCUUUCCCUUUCAGGAUUGGGACAACCUACAGAUCACCAAGUGUCCACUCAUCAGCAGAUGAAGAUCAAGUGAUGGAUCUCACUGACCUUGAAAAUGAGUUGUUUAGCAAAGUCCAAACGAUCGACUAUUACACAACGGUUAUGGAGAUUAAAGGGUUGGAGGAUAUGCCGGUUGGGUUUUACUACUUUGGGGAGUUCAUGGAGGACCCUGCCACGAUUGGACACCCGAUCGCGAUGCAGAAGUACUAUGCUGAUUCGGACAUUUUCUUGUUCUGGUCGUAUGGGAACUCGACAGAUGUCAUGGGACCUAAAGUCACCGAACUUGCUCUAAAAGUGGUGAAAUCUAUGGGAGCACAAGCACAACAGGUUGUUUUGCAACGUAGAUUCAAGUACUUCCCUCAUGUUUGCAGCCAAGAUAUGAAGAAUGGAUUCUAUGAAAGGCUGGAGAAUGAGCUUCAGGGACAGAGUAACACUAUUUAUGUUGGUGGGCUUAUGGCAUUUGAGCUUACAGAGAGAAACUCAUCUUAUUCCAUGGCUACCAUCUGCAAGCACUUUGCUAGUAACAACUCCUUGCCCACAUUCCCUUAUGUUAAGAGCUUAUUCUCACUGCAGCAAGCUAAUAUCCAAACCAAGAAACUACAACAACUAGGAGAGAUUGCAGGAGUGGAGUUCCCAGAUCUGCCCAGCCUCGACGCUUACCUGAAACACUGGGGGACUCUGCCAUCAACCAAGGACAAAACACUCUACACAUGGAUCAACGAAGAAGGCAUCGUGGUUUGCAAGAGGACUUACGCCGAAUUGAAUGCCAAUGCUGCCUCCAUUGCUCACCACAUGUUGACCAGCCGGAAGCCAGUCAUCAAACCUGACGACCGUGUGUUGCUUGUGCAUGUCCCGGGCUUGGACUUUGUGGAUGCCUUCUUUGGUUGCAUACGAGCCAGAGUCAUCCCGGUUCCAGUCCUUCCACCGGACCCGAUGCAGAGAGGCGGUCAGGCUCUAUUGAAGAUCGAGAACAUCGCUAAAUCCUGCAAAGCAGUGGCGAUCCUCUCGACUGGAUUUUACCACACUGCGGUUCGUGCCGGUUCUGUCAAGCAGCUCAUAUCGUUGAGUGGGAAGAAGAAUAGGAAUGAGGUUCAAGCACGGUGGCCUAAUCUUCCAUGGUGCUAUACAGAUUCAUGGGUUAAGAAUGGCACUACUAAAUCCAUGGCUGCUGCUCAAAACAACUCACCCGAACCCGAACAACAACAAGACGACUUAUGCUUCUUGCAGUUCACCUCAGGAUCUACUGGAGAUGCCAAGGGGGUCAUGAUAACUCAUGGUGGACUCAUUCACAACGUGAAGAUGAUGAAGAGGGUUUACAGGAGCACGUCGAAGACGGUUCUGGUUAGUUGGUUGCCUCAGUACCACGACAUGGGGCUGAUUGGCGGGCUUUUCACCGCCAUGGUUAGUGGCGGAACCGCUGUCCUGUUCUCUCCAUUGACGUUUAUUAAAAACCCACUCUUGUGGCUGAAGACAAUGAGCAAUUACAAAGGAACUCACAGUGCGGGUCCGAACUUUGCUUUCGAACUGAUGGUGAGGAGACUAGAAGCUGAGGAGAAGGAUAAUAAAUGUGGUGGAAGAAGAAGCUCAUCUUAUGAUCUUUCUUCCAUGGUUUUCCUAAUGGUUGCCGCUGAGCCAGUGAGGCAUAAGACGUUGAAGAGGUUUCUCGAGCUGACUCGUCCAUUUGGGUUGUCUCAAGAAGUGAUGGCGCCUGGGUAUGGCUUGGCCGAGAAUUGUGUGUUUGUGUCAUGUGCUUAUGGUGAAGGGAAACCCAUCUUACUUGAUUGGCAAGGUAGGGUUUGUUGCGGGUACGUGAGUUCAAACGACGACAUUGACAUGGAUGUCAGAAUUGUUGAUUCUGAAAGUGGAGAAGAGGUUAAAGAAUGUGGGAAAGAAGGAGAAAUUUGGAUCAGCAGUCCAAGUGCUGGGAUUGGGUACUGGGGAAAGGAAGAGUUAAGCCACUGGACUUUCAAAAAUGAAAUCAUCUCCAACGACGACAAGCAGUCCGAGAAGAGGAGGAGAAUUUACACAAGAACAGGGGACUUGGGGAGAAUCAUUGAUGGGAAUCUUUUCAUCACCGGAAGAAUCAAGGAUCUCAUCAUUGUAGCUGGAAGGAACAUCUACUCAGCUGACGUGGAAAAGACAGUUGAGAACUCGUCAGAGAUACUCAGGCCAGGUUGUUGUGCUGUGAUUGGUGUUCCUGAAGAAGUCUUGUCGGCAAAAUCCAUCCUAGUCCCAGCAGACAGCUCUGAUCAAGUAGGGUUAGUGGUGAUUGCAGAGAUCAGGGACAAUGUUAAGUCCAUCGACAAGGAAGAAGUAGCACGACAGAUCAAACUUAAAGUUGCAGAGGAACAUGGUGUUACAGUGGUUGCCAUCAACUUGAUUAAGCCUCGAACGAUUAGCAAGACAACGUCGGGGAAGAUAAAGAGAUUUGAUUGUCUCAAACAGUUUACAGACGGAACUCUAAGCUUGGUUCCGGAAAAAUCUUUCUCCAAGAGGAAACUAUCCUUCAAGCUGAGCAAAGAUCAGGAAAGAUCAAUGUCUCGAUCAAACACUAUGGUCCCAGCUGGAAAUGCUGGCAGAUUGAGCAACAAACAGAUUGUGGAGUUUUUGAAGGAAGUUGUCUCUGAUCAGACAGGAAUUGCUAUCAACAACAUAUCCACAAAUGAGAACUUGUCGUCAUAUGGGAUCGAUUCCAUUGGCGUCGUCAGAGCUGCUCAAAAGUUGUCGGAUUUCCUCGGAGUGCCCGUUGGAGCAGUAGAUAUCUUCACCGCAACUUGCAUCGGUGAUCUAGCAACCUUUUCGGAGAAUCUCUUGAUGAAAUCUCAACCAGCAACUGGAUCGAUGAUGAAUAAUUCUUCACCCUCAGAAGAAAAUAAUGAGGUCCUUAACUUUGCAGCAGAAGAUUCUUCGACGAUGUCAGAAGCUUCCACGACCCGCAAAAUCCUUGUAUGGGGCUCUCAACUUCUUGCCGUCAUUUACGUGGCUACCCUGUUGAGCUUCCCAGCUUACUUCUCCAUCUCGACAUUCACAAGUCUCGUUUCUAAUGUUGAUACAUUGGUUGGCGGGGGAGUACAUGUUUGGCUGACCACAUUAGCUUUGGCACCUCUUGCCUGGAUUCUCUGCAUGGUCGCGACCUGUGUGGUCAUUGCAUUAUUUGGCAAGCCUUUCCUGCAACCAAACUAUGCUCUGUCGCCAGAAGUUUCGAUUUGGUCGAUGGAUUUUGUGAAAUGGUGGGCGCUUUAUAAAGUCCAAGAAACUGCUUCAAAAGCACUUGCCGUGCAUUUGAGAGGGACGGUGUUCUUAAACUACUGGUUUGCCAUGCUCGGAGCUCGAGUCGGGUCAACAGUUUUGCUUGAUACUAUUGAUAUAACGGACCCAUCAUUGGUCUCGAUUGGAGAUGGUGUUGUGAUCGCCGAAGGUGCGCUAGUACAAAGCCACGAGGUAAAAAAUGGAGUUGUUAGUUUUCUUCCGAUCAGAAUUGGUCGGAAUUCCUCUAUUGGUCCGUACUCUAUGAUCCAGAAAGGGAGCGUUGUGGGAGAAGAAGUUGAUGUUCCGCCAUUGCAGAAGACUCCAGCUAGUAAGACUGUUUCUAGAUCAAACAAGGAUAAAGUGCAUCCCGAUUGUAAUAUUUUCCCGAGGAACGCCAUGUCCCACUUGCUAGGAAUCUACAUGGUCGGCCUCCUCAGCAGUUUCUCAGCAGUUAUCGUCUACUUGGUCUACAUCUACCUAUCUCAACAACCACCUUCAUUGCAACAAUUCUCCCUCUCUUGCAUUGCUGGAGCUUUCCAUUGGCUUCCAUUCACAAUCAUUGCAUAUGUCACGAUUCUCCCGGCCGGGAAUAUUCUCCUUACUAGCCCACUCACCUUCGCCACAUCACUUGCCGUCUUUUACUUGGCACAUGGUCUGAUCCUCAUCUUCCUCACCGGAGCCUUCACUCGCUCCCUUGCAGCUGGGAAAUUACCAGACAAAGCUGAGAACACGCCUGAUCUCAACACUUGGCUUCGCCACCGCCUCACUGUCUCUUGCCACUUGAGAUUCGCCAAGCUCCUGUCUGGAACAGAAGCCUUCUGCAUGUACUUGCGCAUAUUGGGAGCAACGAUUGGGAAGCACUGUUCGAUUAGAGCCAUCAACCCUGUAUCGAAUCCCCGACUCAUGAGGAUUGGGGAUGGUGUUCAUCUCGGCGACUUUAGUAGAAUCAUUACAGGGUAUUACUCAUCAUCAUCGUCUAAUGGGUUCACUUCAGGUAAAAUUGAGGUCCACUCUAACUCUGUGGUCGGAAGUCAAAGCUUGAUCCUUCCCGGUGUUGUUAUCCAAGAGAAUGUCAUUCUUGGAGCACUUUCAAUCGCUCCGGUGAACUCCACUCUCCGGUGCGGUGGAGUCUACGUUGGUUCUCAAGCUCCUGUAAUGAUUAAAAACACAAUGCAUGCCUUGGAUGAACGGAUUGAAGAAAUGGACACCAAGUACAAAAAGAUCGUCGGCAACUUGUCAGCUAACUUAGCUGCAACCACUCUGAAAGUGAAAUCAAGGUAUUUCCAUCGAAUUGGAGUGAGUGGAAAGGGACAUCUUAAAAUCUACGACGACAUCAAAGGACGUAUACCGGAUCACGAGAUCUUCCAAGGUGGUAAAACUUACCCUGUUGUGGUCCGCCACAGCAACAGCUUGAGCUCUGACGAUGAUGCUAGGAUUGAUGCUCGAGGGGCGGCAAUCAGAAUCCUGUCUGAGGAUUCCAAGUCCCAGCUCCUGGACCUGACAUUGAAAACAGGGAACGCCUUCUAUGCUCGCACCAUAUCUGAUUUCGCCACAUGGUUGGUGUGCGGACUUCCAGCAAGGGAAGCCCACGUGAAGAGAAUGCCACAUAUUCGGGAUGCAGUGUGGAACUCUCUUCGGAAUUCAAACUCCUACACUCAACUCCAUUACUUCUCCAACUUUGUGCGCCUUCUGAGGUGCAAAGACGGACAACAUGAGAUGUACGUCAGGUUCAAGCUGAGGCCCGCCGACGAAAGCAUCAAUGAGGAUGCUGGUGAAGUUGAGCCGAUUGGCAUUCUCCCGCCGGACACAGGUGCGAUUCCGAGAGACCCUAAUGAUUCGCGUCCUUUGCUUUUCUUGGCCGAUGAUUUCCGGCACCGAGUGAGUUCCCCUGGCGGCGUUCGAUACAUUUUCCAAUUACAAGUGAGGCCGGUUCCUGAAGAUGAAUCUGAACGUGAUGAUGCAAUUGACUGCACAAAGCCAUGGGACACUUUAGAGUUUCCCAACAUCGAUGUGGGCGAAAUCAAUCUUGAUCAGAAUCUCGACAGUGAAGAAUCCGAGGCAUUAGAGUUCAACCCUUACAUUCGCUGCGACGGGGUGGAUGUGAUCCGCGCCACGUCCUCGUCACAAAGUGCCUCCAUCGACCAUGGACGCUCGUUGAUCUACGAGAUAUGCCAGCACUUGAGGAACAAAGAGCCAUUGCCGGAAGCUUGGAGGAUCUUCAUCGAACAAUCAGACGUCAAAGUAGACCUCUCUGGCUGCCCAAUGGCAGCAGCCCCAAUCACCAAGAUGGCGUCCACCGAAAAAGUGACACUGGCCAGAACGUGGUACGAGACAACAUGGGCAACUCUCGUUCAGCCAUUUUUACAAACACUUGUCCCACAUUUCUUAAUCGGCCUGGUAAUCUUCCAUCCUCUGAACUUCACACUCUCCUUUCGACAAACAACCAAAACCCCUCUCCACUAUUUACUCCCCUUCAUCUGGGUUUCCUCUGGCCUUCUCUCCGGCCUUGCCUGCAUCCUCGCAAAGUGGAUCCUGGUGGGGAAGAAGCGAGAAGGGGACACGGUUUAUCUAUGGAGCAUAGGGGUUUUCCUAGACACGAUUUGGCAAGCAUUCCGAACUGUGAUCGGAGACUACUUUGUGGAAAUGACUAGCGGGUCACUCUUCUUCAACCUCUGGGUAAAGCUUAUGGGUACUGAGAUCGAUUUGGGUCAGGGUGCAUAUAUAGACUCCAUGGGAGCGACCUUGAACCCGGAGAUGGUGGAGGUUGAAAGAGGUGGGUGCAUUGGCAAAGAAGCUUUGUUGUUCGGGCACAUCUAUGAAGGCGAAGGCGGGAAGGUGAAGUUCGGAAAGAUUAAGGUUGGAGAAGGUGGGUUUAUUGGGAGCAGAGCUAUCGCCAUGCCUGGAGUGAGGAUUGAGAGUGAUGGCAAUCUCCAUGCUUUGUCUCUGGCCAUGAAGGGGGAAGUCAUUAGGUGUGUGUAACUAGAAUUAGCAGACAUAAUCUUGAGUGAAUUAGAUGGCUACUUUGUUGUAAGCUUGGGGAAUAAACUUCUUUAACUAUAAUGUCACUUUUAAGGGUUGAAGACUGUUGUUGAUAUAACAGUCAAAUUGGAUGUCCAAUAAAAUGAGCUUGUGUGAUGCAAUGUAGCUCCCCUUUUUUUUUUAUUUAUGGAUAGGCAUUAGAGUUUUGAGUCGCCUGAUUGAGAAUUGAACGAUUGUGGGGUGUGUGGCACGCAUACAAGGUUUAGACACAUGCAAAAUAGGUAAAGUAAAACAAUAAACUAACAAAUCGGGUCACUGAAUAGGCACGAUAAACCAUGAAGUGCUACAAUCAUUACGACGUUCUCAACGACUCAUGCACAAAUAAAAUAAGUAAGAUCGAACAUUGAUUGAGAAGACGGGAAUGAUGCAGAGUACUCUAUAUUGCUACCAAACAGAUAACCCUGCUUGUGUCUCUGGGGAUAAAAUAAAAUCUAACUACACUCACAGUGUGCCUCUCAAUAAGGAUGAUAAUUGUCU